This is a messenger RNA of Labrus mixtus (cuckoo wrasse), 4532 nucleotides long. RefSeq names its product sema domain, immunoglobulin domain (Ig), transmembrane domain (TM) and short cytoplasmic domain, (semaphorin) 4Ba (gene sema4ba). The record is from RefSeq and is a predicted model, not a curated record. The transcript has 15 exons. Gene Ontology annotation, biological process: neural crest cell migration; positive regulation of cell migration; negative regulation of axon extension involved in axon guidance. Bases 492 to 3005 code for a protein of 837 amino acids. NCBI's taxonomy places the organism in Eukaryota, Metazoa, Chordata, Actinopteri, Labriformes, Labridae. Gene Ontology annotation, molecular function: semaphorin receptor binding; chemorepellent activity.
AGUACGACACUGUGUCAGGGAGAGGGAGAGUGUGGACCUGCCGGCUCAAACCUGUCGUCUUGUGCUACAACUUUUUAAACCGUCGUUUUCUUUUGGAUCUUUCUUUCUGACACUUCCUGGAGGAGGGAAUCACUCUUAUCUUUUCCCACCUAGGGGGGAGCUUUUCCAUCUCAUUUAACGGAAGCUUUUCAUUUCCUGGGACAGAGAGUGUAUCACAGUUGAAGCCCUGCGCUGUCGUGUAUGCAUGGAGGCUGACUGGUGGAGGCUUCCUGUCCUGUGCUGCUGAGGUCACUCAGCCGUCAUUUCCAACCAGCGUGGUCUUCUGCAGGCCUGAAGGAGAGCAAAAAGGCCCUGCCAUCCGACGAGCCUGGAACUGCAUGGACAAGAAGGAAAAAAUAAACAAAGGCUUUAAAAAGAGGCGCCCUACAUGAAUUCCCUUAAAUCCUGAAAGGCAAAUACUGCAAGUUGGGCUGGCGGUCCCUAGGGGAGGCAUGUGGACAAUGAGUAUGGCUUGGCUCCAUCUCCCGGCCUACGUUAUCCUGCUCGUCUGCUGCCUUCAUACGGCCUUCACGGAAAACGAUGUCACUCCACGCCUCUCAUUCCCCUACAAUGCAAAGGAGAGGACCACCAGAAGUUUCUCAGUCAGCGGGGUCUUGAACUAUACGUCCCUCCUCCUCAGUAAAGAAGACAACAUGCUUUACAUCGGCGCUCGGGAGAUUCUCUUUGCUCUCAACCUGAGCGAUAUCAGUGCAGUCAAGCUACAAAGAAAUCUCACAUGGGAAACUCCAAAGAUGAAGAGAGACGAGUGCAGUUUCAAAGGCAAAGACCUGCAGACGGACUGCUUCAAUUACAUAAAGAUUUUACUGCCGCUGAACAGCACUCAUCUGUAUGUUUGUGGAACAUACGCCUUCAGCCCCACCUGUGCUUACAUAAACACUGCCGACUUCUCCCUCGUCAAGAGCGACUCCGGCGAGAUUGUAACAGAGGACGGACGAAGCCGCUGCCCGUUCAACCCCGAGUAUAAGUCGACCGCCAUCAUGGCUGAUGGAGAGCUGUAUGCUGGUACAGUCAGUAAUUUCCAAGGAAAUGAACCAAUCAUCUACAAGAGUCUCAGCCAAGGGACUGCUCUGAAAACAGAAAACUCACUCAACUGGCUCCAAGACCCGGCCUUUGUUGGCUCUGCCUACAUACAGGAGAGCCUGCCCAAGGGCAACCUCGUGGGCGACGACGAUAAGAUUUACUUCUUCUUCAGUGAAGCAGGAAAGGAGUUUGAUUUCUUCGACAACACCAUUGUGUCACGCAUUGCUCGCGUGUGUAAGGGCGACGUCGGAGGAGAGAGGGUUCUGCAGAAGAAAUUUACGACCUUCCUAAAGGCUCAACUCUUGUGCUCUCUGCCUGACGAUGGCUUCCCUUUUAACAUAAUCCAGGACAUGUUCGUGCUGACACCCAGCCCAGAGGGGUGGGAACACACCGUGUUUUAUGGAGUCUUCACGUCUCAGUGGUAUAAAGGUGCUUCAGGAAGCUCUGCAGUUUGUUCCUUUACUAUGGACCAGGUGGAAAAGGCAUUCAGCGGGCGAUACCGUGAGGUCAACAGAGAGACUCAACAGUGGUAUACCUACAACCACCCGGUGCCAGAGCCUCGACCUGGAGUGUGCAUCACAAACGCACUGAGGGAACAGGGCAUCUCGUCCUCGCUGCACAUGCCCGACAAGGUGCUGAACUUUGUCAAAGACCACUUCCUGAUGGACAGCGUCAUCCGCAGCCAGCCUCUCCUGCUGAAACGUAACGUCCGAUACACGCAGAUAGCCGUCCAUCGAGUCAAGGCUGCAAAGAAGGCAUACCACGUGCUCUUCAUCGGCACAGACGAUGGCAGGAUUCAUAAAGCGAUAAACGUGAAGAACAAGAUGCACAUCAUCGAGGAGAUGGUUCUCUUCAGCAAUUCCCAACCGGUGCAGCACAUCGAGCUGGACACUGAAAAGGGCCGGCUUUAUGUUUCCUCUUUCUCUGAGCUGGUUGAUGUCCCAGUAGCUAACUGCACCAACUAUCAGAGCUGCGGGGAGUGCGUCCUCUCCAGGGAUCCGUACUGUGCCUGGAAUGGGAGGCAGUGUGUGGAUGUCAGACAGGCUGCUUCUAGCAAUGCCUGGCAGCAGGAUGUUGACGAGGCAGACACAUCGGCUAUUUGCAACAAGACAGUGCCAAGCCCACGGUUUGCUAAACCUCCACCUACACGACCGUCUUCAUGCCAGGUGAUUAUCAUCCCGGCCAACACGUUCAAAGUGCUGCCUUGCAAGCUGCGCUCUAAUCUGGCCGAGAGGAAGUGGCAGUUCAGCGAGAGCGCAGGUCACUUCCACUACCCCAGCCCAGAGGGGGGGCUAGUGGUCGUGGCUCAGGCUGACAGGCAAGAGAGCUACGAGUGCUGGUCGGUGGAGGAAGGCUUCAAGCAGCUGCUGGCAAACUACUGCGUGAGGGGCGAGGCCAAGCAGGAGAGCACCACCCUGACGGGCCGCUCGCACGCGCCGCACGUCUCCCAGGAGGAGUUCAUCAUCCUGCCGGGGAAGGCGCGCUCACCGCAGAUCAACACAAAGACCUACUGGAACGAGCUGAUAGUGGUGUGCGCCCUCUUGGCGUUCUCCCUGCUCGUCUUCUCGCUGUUCGUGGUCUACAGGCACCGCGACCACAUGAAGUCCAUACUCAAGGAGGGAGAGUGCCCGAACAUGCAGCAGAAGAAGCCCAGGAUAGUCGUGGGGAAACCCGCCGAGAACUUGCCGCUGAACGGCAGCGCGGUCACAACGUCGGCCUCGGACCACAAAGGGUACCAGACCCUUAACGACAACUACAUCUGCAGCACGCCGCCGCACGAGUGCUCGUCGCCGGAAAACAGCAAGAGCUUCUCGGAAUCGGAGAAGAGGCCUCUGAACUUGAAAGAGAGCCGCGUGGAGAUCUCUCCCACGUGCCCGCGGCCACGAGUCAGACUGGGCUCUGAGAUUAAAGACUCGAUAGUUUGAGACAUGACUUCAUGUAAUGUGGAGCGACUCAUUUUCAAAACUGAAAGGAAAGGGUGCACUUGAUGAGAAAGACACAAAAAACGAGGGGACCCUGAGGAGCACCCUGAGGAGCACCAGGCUCUUUGUGGAGAGAUAUUUCAUUACACAGAUUUUGCACUUUUUUUUUUUGUUCUAUCCCUGUGGUCCAUGUACAUUUCUUAUUACUUGUCCUCUCACUCCCUCUUACUGAGUGCAUUCGAACGCACACUGAAGAAGUUCCAGUUUGCCUUCAAACUUUUUUUUUUCCACACAGCUCACAGGAAUGUAUCAAGCGUAGGGUUGUAGGUGGCCUGACCAUGAUUCAGUGAUGGGAUUUCAAAGCAUUUGCCAACCAAGUCCGUCCAUCAAAUAAAAUCUACUGGCAGUUGCUUUGAAAGCCCAGAGUGAGAUUCAAGCUUGUUUCUAACUAACAGCUGAUGCAGUGUUUGCCGUGUUAUUCCCCUUCUAUCAUAUGGUAAGAGCCCUACCCUAUCGCUGAGGCUAUGCACUAUGUACUUGUUCUGUAGCAAAGUAAACACUCACACCAAAAUAUACAAAACAAUCCAGUGGCAGGAAGGACGGGGGGAAAAAAAAAUGUCAUGACAUAGAUUUUUAGAGAGCCUGUGUGCAUUCACAGAUAUACUUAUUGUUAAAUAUAACACUUCAACCGAGAAAUAAUACAGAGCAAAAGAGCAUUAGGUGAAGAACACACAUAUAAGUAAUCACCUCAGUGGACAUGUUGUAGAAACUCUUACCACUUAAAUCACUACACACACCAAAAAAAAACCUAUGUAGUUAGAUAUGAAAACAGUUUUUUUUUUUAGUAUUGGUAUUAUGAGCUGGUAGAAAGACUUGACUUUCUGCAAGGUUUUCUGUUAUAAAUGUUAUAAAGGAAAAAAUCUCAUUCCAGGUAUUAUCUUGAGAUAGGCAGUCUAUGCAAAGCAAACAAUGUGAAGUGGAGGCAAACACCAAGACAUCCUCUCCUCGAGACUGAGUUAGCUUACACACACAUAAACACACACAUAAACACACACACACACUCUUUGUUUUCAUCGCACUAACUCUAAGUAUGCAAGAGGUUCUAGCCAUUUCCUGGUGUUUUAGCGAGAACGAUACAAAGACAUUUUUCAUUGCAACAUUUUCAGAGGAAAGUAUAAUCAACAUUUGAACACUGCACCUACUCAUUAUUUGACAUAAAUAGCCUAACAAACAUCUAUAUAGCAUCAACUUUGAUAAACACAUGAACUGGUGAGAGCUAAAGUAUGGCAGAAAUGCCCUCUGCUUACUUAAAUGAUCUUAAAGGCAACUGUAAAAGGCAAUAAUAAUCACUGUCAUCCCCAUUAUUAAACAUCAUCUUGAUUAACCAUCUCAUGUUCCAGAAAUAAUAAAACCAUCAAAUCCAAGCGAUUCAUGAGUCAGAUGUUAAGAGUAACUUUAAAGCAUUUUGUCAUUACUAUGGAAGUCUUAUUUCAGUUUGGCUGUGCAGCCUUCAAAAUUCAAAUCUCACAA